GACAGCACUGGCUGCUCACACCUCUCUCGCCUCUCCGCAAACAGAGGCUCUGUGUAAAGGCUUAGUACAGCUUCAGCCCGGCGCCUUGUUCUUUGGACUUUUCCCAUUUUUAUCUUCAACCUUCUCAAAUGCGUUGCGUUAACGUCAGAAAUAACCAGAGAGACAGCAAGUGUUUUCCACCGCCCGGUCAGCCCUAGGCGUUUUUAGUGGUUGACUCAUUAAACGCGUCCAUCUAGGUGUCACUGCGGUGUUUAACAUUAGCUUAUUUUCAAACAAAUCUUACUGGGUCCAAUUUGAGCGGAAAAGUGUCUGGAAGUUUGAACUUCAAGUGUUGAGCAUCAGAAAGUCUUCUAAUCUACAGGAGGAGACCAAUAACCUCAACUGCUGACUAAAAGUCCUCAAGAAGCUUCCUCGUGACUAUGACGGUAACCUGCCAUUUUCACCCGCAAAUCCUGAAGUGAUGAUACCACACUAUACGUCAACAAAUGAAACAGCAGCCAGAACAUCAGCAGUUAAAAAUGGAGCCCCGACUGAUGCAUGAUCUGAGGGUUUUCUUCAUCUUCUUCAUCCUCUUCUCUACAGCUUCGAGUGAAAGUGACCUGGACUUGAAGUUUUGUGGCGUGUGGCGACACGGCAAUGGUCACCUAAGUCUGAACGUCCACCUCUCCAAAGGCUGCAGCGGGAUCGUCGUCUCAGCCAAUCAGAGCGCUCUGUCCAUCGAGGGUCAGAUCACAGCUCAGUGUGAACGGGCCAAUGAGAUCCAGCUUGGAGUGAAUUCAGAGGAGGACACACCCUUCUGUCUGUACUGGGACCCGUUGCUGGACCAGUUGAAGCUGCAGGUGGGAGGAAAGAACCUCACUCUGUGCUGGCCAGCUAGUCUGAAGGGCAAAACCUGCUGCACCGAUCUGUCCAACGGUGCCAACGCAGAGGAAGCCCCCUACGGCAUCAAGGAUGGAACUGUCAAAACUGACUUGAUCUCCUCUAAAACACGGACUCACUACAAUUUCACAGCUCAACCCAUCAACUGCAAAAUGUUAUGUGAUCAACAGAGCCAGCAAUCAACCCAAGGCCACAUGCCUGGGCAGACGACGGUGAUGUCCAUUACUGAAUGGAACAUGGAGCAUCCCUGCGCUCGCAGCUCUGAGGUGGAGAUGAUGAAGGGCUUUAGAGGCGUCAACAUCACAUCGCCUUCCUCUAAAGGUGAAUCUGCAGAGUCCACUACCAUGGUUCACAUCCCUCCCACUCUGAAAGAAGCUGCAAAAAAGACAAACAAAGUGGUCUGCACUUUCUUCCAAAAUAACUCAUUUUUCCAGGAGGUUCACAAGGAGGACAGGAUUCUCGAUGAUGUGGUGGGAAUCACCGUGGAGAACGAGAUCAUCAUCAAUCUGCCUGAGCCAAUCAGGAUUGCCUUUCACCAUGAUGUCAUACCUAAAACGCACUCAAGGAGUUGUGUUUCAUGGGACACGAGGAAAGAUCCGUUGCAGGUCAACUGGUUAGGAGACGGAUGUAAGGUUGGACAGAAAGGAGAAAAGUACACUGAGUGCCUCUGCAACCAUCUGACUUACUUCACUGUGCUCGUGCAAUUGAAGCCUCGCCCGGUGCGCAACCUCCUGGCUCUGACUGCCAUUUCCUCUCUGGGCUGUGCUGUGUCUGCCAUCAGUUGUGUGGCUGUCAUCGUGUUUCUCGCCAGGAAAAGCAAGCGGUGUAAGGAGCCAUCUAUCCACAUCCACAUUGGCUUAGCAGUGUCCCUCGCCUGCCUCAACCUGCUCUUCUUCUCCACCGGGGUCCUGGCGAACGUGGGAGGGGAGCGCAUGUGCGUCUGGGUGGGUGCGCUUCUUCACUACACCUUACUCAGCUCCUUCGCCUGGAUGGGUGUAGAGAUUUUCCACACCUUCUGGUUGAUCUGCGUCAUUUUCAGCCCUUCCCCGACGCCCUACGUGUGGUACCCAGUCGGGUUUGUUCUCCCUGCUAUUCCUGUAGUCAUCCUGGCUGCCGUAGGGGACAUUUAUGGAGUGAAAGAGGUGGUGCCGAGCAGUGACAUCCACAAUCCUUAUCUCAUGUGCUGGAUGAAAGAGAACGACAAGGCCUUGCUGGCCCAUUAUUUCACCAACUUGACAGUCAUGGCCCUCCUGGUGUUCUUGGGUUUCGCGAUGCUCUUCAUGGUCUACAGAAAGAUCCGCACCAGACAUGAGUGGAGGCAGAACCGCAUGGCUUUCCUCAGCAUCUGGGGCCUCAGCUGCCUCUUCGGGACCACUUGGGGUCUCGGCUUCCUGGACUUUGGACCUCUCGCUGACUUUUUGCUCUUCUUUUCCUGCAUCAUCAACUCCUUGCAAGGUUUCCUCCUCAUGCUGCGGUUCUACAUGCUGGACUGGAUGCGGAAACAGACCGGAGAUUCGGCUCUGGGCAACAGCAGCACCGGCUCCACCCGGCAACACAUGCUGCAGGCCCAGGAGAAGGGCAAGAGGGACAGCGAGCAGAGCUGCAGCAGUCACACUUUGUAUGGCAAAAUGCAGAAUUCUUUUCUAAGAAAAUGAAAAAAAUGGAGAACGUACCCCCACUGACUGCUACACUGUAGAUCCACUGCUUCCCCAGAGGGAGCUCUGUGGGAAACGUUACAACCCACAAGUGAAGAGCGACUCCAGAAAGCACUGAGUGAGCUUUCCUACUCAUUUUUAUGGAUGCGUCUGUGUCCGUUGGUCCUCCUAUGAAAGGUUUGGAUCUGUUUUGCAGUAAUUUGAUUAGAGUUGAGCAGCAAAUGAGAAGAAGACAAUAUUGGUGAUCCAUUUUCUAAGUCUGAUCUAAAAGGAAGUCUUAUGUGUUUAGGACUUAAGAACAUCUUUGCCAGUAUAAUCUUUCAAAGUUCCUUAAAACAAAGUGGUACAAUAUCAGCCUCCUGUGGCAAGAAUGAGUAUUUCCUCAACCCCAAAAAAAUGCUUUCAGAUAAAAUCUGUUCCCCCUGUUCUUAAGUCGUAAACACAGCCGAGGGAAUAAUUUAGGUCGGACUUAGAAAAGAAUACCAAGACUUUGACCUUCUUAUUGCCUCUCAGGGCUUCUGGAGAUUGCACUGAUGGAGAUUAGCUGAAUAUAAUCAACCUUGCUGGAAGUUUUUGAAUAACAAAAUCCGCUCUGCAGUCAAAAGUCUUUUU
Molecule: messenger RNA, 3146 nt
Organism: Eleginops maclovinus (Patagonian blennie)
Lineage: Eukaryota; Metazoa; Chordata; Actinopteri; Perciformes; Eleginopidae
Gene: adgrg1
Product: adhesion G protein-coupled receptor G1
Exons: 16
Coding region: 486-2534 (682 amino acids)
Biological process (GO): adenylate cyclase-activating G protein-coupled receptor signaling pathway; cell surface receptor signaling pathway
Cellular component (GO): plasma membrane
Molecular function (GO): G protein-coupled receptor activity
Source: RefSeq, a predicted model, not a curated record